This is a messenger RNA of Drosophila ficusphila, 2151 nucleotides long. Its product is annotated as formin-J. Bases 370 to 1953 code for a protein of 527 amino acids. The transcript has 2 exons. Lineage: Eukaryota; Metazoa; Arthropoda; Insecta; Diptera; Drosophilidae. The record is from RefSeq and is a predicted model, not a curated record.
GUAGCCGUAGUUGCUGUGGCGAUGAUGAUGUCGCCAGUUUCGUACACUCUGCGCUGAACGUUCGUUGGCGGCGGUUCACGCAUCGCGGUCCGCAGCUGUUUUUCCCCGAGUAUCCAAGUUCCCGAGUGGUUCGGAAUAUCGCCUAUAUAUAUAGUAUCGCGGAAAUACUAGACUCUCUAAGAGCCCCGAUUUUUCAGACCGGUGCCAGUGGAUAUAUCUGCACGCAGUCGAGUUUUUCGGUGACACUGGAUAUACUCCGGUGGCUUUGUUUUAAUUUUCCUCCAUUUCGUGGCCUGGCGGAGCGUGAGCAUCGCCAGCAAUUCAGCAUUUAAGAUUCGAGGCCAACAGCAAUUCCAUCCGCAGGUCGAGAUGCCGACCAUCCGGCGGUGCUGCAUCAUCGGCUGUCUGUCCAACUCGCGCCAGCAUCCCAGCAUGCAGUUCUUCGCGUUCCCCCGCCCGGAGAACCCCUUCCACAAGCUGUGGAAGGAGGCGUGCCACGCCUCGCUGCGCCGGAUAGUGCCCUUCAAGAAGCCGGUGGUGUGUGCCCUGCACUUUGACCCCAGCGUGCUGGGCGGCAGGAGGCUGCAGUCGAACGCACUGCCCACGCUGCGGCUGGAGGUGCCCUCGAACCUGGAGGCCGUGGAGCAGCAGGCGAUGGUGGAGGAGAUCGAGCGGAGCAGGAAGUGCGCCUACAUCAACGCGGUGGUCUACGAGUGGCUGGUCCGAGCCAACAUAAACCCGCAGCUGCGCGGCAGCAUCACCCACGGAAUGAUCAAGGACAAGGCGGAGAACGCGCGCCAGGUGAUCGGGAGCACCUCCUUCAUAGCGGACAACCGCUGGCUAAACCGCUUCCGGGAGACCCACCUGCAGGGCUUCGCCCAGAAGUUGGCCAGCAACCAGCUGAAGCCCCUGGGCUCCUCCCUCUGGAUCCCGGACAUAGUGCAGGACCUGGCGCACCUCUUUCCGCCGGCGAGCGCGGAACGCGUGGCCAAGCUGGAGGAGAUGCCCGAGCAGUACAUGAGCUACAUGCAGCAGUAUGGGGAGUACGAGGAGGACGACGACAGCAUGGACGUCAAGGAGCAGAGCUACCAGGAGCAGCAACAGCAACAGCAGCAGCAGCACUUUGCCCUGCAGCAGCAACACAUGCAGCAGCAGCAGCAACAGCAGAUGGGUCACCCGUGGCCCCCGUUCGCCGGGCAUCCUCCGCCUCCGCAUCCCGGUUUCGCCAACUUCAAUGACUUCUACUUCGAGCGGCACCAGCAGCAAAUGCAGCAGCAACUCCAGCAGCAGCAGAUGCAGCAGCAGGCUCAGUUCCCACCCAGUAUGCCGCCGCAAAGGGAACCCUUUCAGCCCCAACUACCGCCAAAUGUUCCGCCCCAGCGAGCCAGUCCCUUCCAGCCCGUGCAGCUGGCCAAGCGGCCCAAGAUGGAGUCGCCCGACGAUGACGAAGUGCAGGAGAUCAACGCGGCGAUGACCUCGCCUCCCCUGGCGGAGUCCACGUUGACCGGCAAGGACAGCCGGAGUUCCAGCCCCAAGGAGCAGAACAACAACAACAGCAGCAGCGGGGGGAGGGACAGCGCCAGCAGCAAGGAGAACGCCCCCAAGGGAGGCGGUCCGAGUGGCAAGUCCACGCCCGCGCUCUCCGCCAAGGGAAAGGACUCCCCAGCUCCCGCCUCAGCCAAAUCCGCCUCUGCUCCCGCCUCGCCCAAGAAGAUCCCGAACGGAUCGGGGUCAUCGGGCAGCCAAACCAAUGGACACACCUCGCCGGAACCCGAGGAGAGGAAAGCCAUAACCGCGCUCAAGGAGCUGGAGAGCUACCAUCAGGCCUUGGAGUACCUAAAACCGCUGGAGGACUUUGUGCUCUUCAAGGAGAACUUCCGUGCCAUCGGCCUGCUCUCGCAGCUGGAACUGGUGCUCCGCAAAGGGGACAAGGCCACGUUGGUGGAGGGUUGAGGUGGAACAACCACGUUUACAAGCACAAAACAGAAAUGUGAUGAACAGUGUACAUAUGUAUCAAGUAGUAUUAUUAAUUCGUACUACCACUAAACGCGUUGUUUAGGAUUACAAAGAAUCUCUACUCGCAUAAAGCUGAACAAAAUUCAUUAAUUUAUUAAAUACUAUAAGAGCAUUAAAAUGGAAUUUUAAUAAUGA